Dictyostelium purpureum is the source of this 1350-nucleotide messenger RNA. RefSeq lists its product as uncharacterized. Lineage: Eukaryota; Evosea; Eumycetozoa; Dictyosteliales; Dictyosteliaceae. The transcript has 2 exons. Bases 1 to 1350 code for a protein of 449 amino acids. Gene Ontology annotation, molecular function: protein serine/threonine kinase activity; ATP binding. The record is from RefSeq and is a predicted model, not a curated record. Gene Ontology annotation, biological process: protein phosphorylation.
AUGGAGAAUACUAAAAUGGAGAAAUUAAAAAAAAAAUUUGGGGGUAACUUUGAAGAAAUAAAUGAAAAUAAUGAAAAUAUAAACAAAAGAUUUUUUGCAAAUGGGAGUGUAAUGGUCAAAGCAAUGGUUGAUCGAGAUGAGUAUAAUAGAGAAAAGACUUAUGCUAACCUAAAUCCACGACCCCCAGGUAUGUUAGAGUUUAAAAAGGCAAAAGAAAUUACAAUAGAUGGGAUAAAAUAUGGUUGUGUUGUCAUAGAGUUUUUUAAUGGUAGAACACUUGAAGAUCGUAUUUCAAAAGAGGUUGAUUUAAAUUUUGUAAAAACAAUAAUAAAUCAAAUUAUUGAUUUAUUAAUCGUAUUCAAAGAAAGAAAAAUUAUACAUUGCGAUAUAAAUCCCAGAAAUAUUUUAGUAAAUGACCAGAAUGAAAUGAAAUUAAUUGAUUUUGGAUGUGUUCGUAAUUUCAAUGAAAUUAAUGAUCAAACUCUUAUAAAUGGUAGAAAUAUAACUAUUAGACGAGAUAUAGAAGAUUUAGGGAUUUUAUUUCAAAAUUCUAUCAAAAAUCGCGAAGAUUUGAAUGUUUUUAGUAAAUUUCCUUCGAGAUGUUUGGAUAGAAAUAUAACAUUGUAUGACUUAGAAAAAUUCCUUGUAGGUAAAGGACUUAGAGAUCAAGUAGUAAGCCAUCCUGUCCAUGUAUCUGCUGACACACCCAGAGUUACUAAUAGAAAUAGAAAAAGUUCUAUCUCUAUUAUAAAAUGGUUAAUGGUUUUGUUUUUAAUUGGUUUUUAUAGUUUAAUUGGUAGAAUAGAUAUUCCAAAAUCUGAACCACCAUAUGUUAAUUUAAAAGAAGUAUUUGUAAUGAAACCAUUAUCAGCCAAAAUUGUUGAUGGUAAACAUUAUAUCACAAUACCAAAAGAUUUUUACAAAAGUAAAAAUAUUGAUGGAGAACUAGCUGAUAUCUCUGGACAACAGAAAAUAGUAACAUUUUUCUCAAAAUUUUAUUCUAUCAGUGAUGGUUUUGCCUUUCUUUUUGGUGGGUAUAUUAGAGAUUCUAAAUGUCCAUGUUGUGGUCAUAGAAACCUUAGAGUCCAAUGGCAUGGGCUUUUAAAAAGGUUUUUUAAAUGUGAAUGCAACCAUAAAACAAAUAAUUUUUGUAAAUGUGGUAUUCAAGGCCCUUCAGAAACAUUCUUUGGGGGGAGCCAUGAUAGACAUUAUCAUCAUCACCAAGCAUAUCAAACAAAAUGUGAACAUGGGGUUGGAGCUUAUUUAUAUUACGGUGACUUCUCAUGGACUUAUACUUGUGGUAACAAAACAGAAAUAUUAGAACAUAGCCCAGUAAUAUUAACUGAGUAA